Messenger RNA from Populus trichocarpa (black cottonwood), 2008 nucleotides. Its product is annotated as pentatricopeptide repeat-containing protein At3g12770. Gene Ontology annotation, molecular function: RNA binding; protein binding. Bases 27 to 1979 code for a protein of 650 amino acids. The record is from RefSeq and is a predicted model, not a curated record. The transcript is spliced from 2 exons. NCBI's taxonomy places the organism in Eukaryota, Viridiplantae, Streptophyta, Magnoliopsida, Malpighiales, Salicaceae. Gene Ontology annotation, biological process: RNA modification.
AUUCAAACAAGACUCCAGAGCUCUAAAUGACCCUUUUCUCUGUAUGGAAAGCAGUUAGCCUCAGAAGCUCCCGUAAUUACUGUUAUGCCACUCCGGUCUCUUCAGCUGAAAACCUCCUUGAUUUACUCCGUCUCUCACUCACCCACAAGUCUCUCAAACUCACUCAACAAUGCCAUGCUCGAAUUCUCUCUCUUGGUUUCACUCAAAACCCCUUUUUGGCCACCAAACUCAUCUCUGCGUAUGCUAUAUUCGGCGUCCCAGCUCUGUCCCGACUCGUUUUUGACUCGCUACAUUUCAAGAGUGUUUACCUAUGGAACUCGCUGAUUAAUGGGUUUGUAAAAAAUCGUGCUUAUAAUGAAGCUUUUGGUUGGUUUUAUCAAAUGUGUUGCCGUGGUGUUUUGCUUGAUGACUAUACCCUUGCAACAAUGUCAAAAGUUUGCCACGAGAUUGGUGACUUGAAUGCAGGGAAAUUGAUUCAUGGGAAAAGUUUAAAAACUGGGUUUGUUUUGGAUGUUAUAGUUGCCAAUUCUCUUAUGUCAAUGUAUAGCAAAUGUGGGGGAUUUGGAGAAUGUUUGAAACUAUUUGAUGAAAUGCCUGAGAGAAAUGUCGGUUCUUGGAAUGUUAUUCUAUCGGGUUAUGCGGAUUCAGGGGAUCGUAAUUUUGAUAAGGAGGUUUCAGGUUUUGUUAAAGACAUGCAGAUUGAGGGGUUAAAACCCGAUGCAUUUACAGUUUCCAGUCUUUUGACUCUGUGUAAUGGGCAUAUGGGGAAAAGGGACCAUGGGAGGGAGCUUCAUGGGUUUAUAGUGAGAAUUGAAUUGGCCGUGGGUUCUGGUACAGAAGUUCAUUUGGGAUGCUGUUUGAUUGAUAUGUACUCGAGGAGUAAUAGAGUUGAUGUGGGUAGAAGGGUUUUUGAUAGAAUGGAGUGUAGAAAUGUUUAUGCUUGGACAGCAAUGAUCAAUGGUCAUGUGCAGAAUGGAGCUCUAGAAGAAGGGCUGGUUCUUUUUCAUGAAAUGCAGGUGAGGGAUGGAGUAGAACCUAAUAAGGUGUCGCUUGUGAGUGUUCUUCCUGCUUGUAGCGCGGUUGCUGGUUUAACUGGAGUGAAACAAAUUCAUGGAUAUGCCAUUAGGAAGCAAUUCAAUAAUGAUGUUUCUUUAUGCAAUGCUUUGAUUGACAUGUAUUCCAAGUGUGGGAGCUUGGAUCAUGCAAAACAAGUCUUUGAGUUUGGUUCUUUUCGUAGGGAUCCGAUAUCUUGGAGUUCAAUGAUUUCUGGCUAUGGAUUGCACGGGAAGGGAGAGGAAGCUGUCUUUGUAUACAACAAGAUGCUUCAGCUUGGGAAUAAACCAGACAUGAUAACAAUAGUAGGGGUUCUUUCUGCUUGUAGCCGGGCUGGAUUGGUAGAUGAAGGCUUGUGCAUCUACAAGUCUGCAAUAAAUAAAUAUAGAAUUAAGCCAACUGUUGAGAUUUGUGCUUGUGUUGUGGAUAUGUUAGGCCGAUCAGGCCAGCUUGGCCAAGCUUUAGAUUAUAUUAAAACUAUGCCAAUGGAACCUAGUCCAAGUGUUUGGGGGGCUGUUGUUAGUGCUUCCAUAAUCCAUGGAAAUUCUGAGAUGCAGGAUCUGGCUUAUAGGUUCCUUGUUCAGUUAGAACCUGAAAACCCUUCGAAUUAUGUCUCGCUUUCAAAUCUACAUGCGUCUUCCAGGAGAUGGGAUGUAGUAUCUGAGGUGAAUUUUGCAUGCAUUCUUAAACUGGCCAAACUUAUUUCAAGUUUAGCUGUGUGGAUGGUAGUUUGGACAGAGACCAUUCUAGUUCCUCGCCCAUUUCUUCAACAAAUUAUUGAAACGAAAGGAGUGCGGCCAAUCUUAAAGAUAAUUGACAAGAUCUUAAGAUAUGCCGAACUGCUAGUGGCAUCACUGGCACCUAAUUCGCGAGGCAGUGAGUCACAUUCUGUAACUAUUAAAAGGAGCAAUAUUCGCAAUCAUUGAGUAACAUUGCUGGGUCUACAGCUUCUUCU